ACUUUUUAAUAAGUUUGCUAGCCAAACCCACCUGACUUUCUUUUUCAUUACCUAGGGCGCAACCAGCAUCGUCAAAAACCCUAAACCCUCUCUUGAUACUGGAAACUUCCGAACCCAUGCCCAAAAUCCUCCUCUCAAUUCUCAAUUUUCUUCAUCUCUGAGGAACGAAACCCUAAAAGAAACACAAUCAUGAACUCUACUCUAUCCACUUCGUGUUCAUCAUCGCCAUUUUCUUCUUUCCUCCAUAUCAAGACACCUUCACUUGCCCAGCCUUCAACAGUCCGUUUUGCCACUGCCAAACCCCAGCGUUCUCUUUCUGUCACCUCUCUUCAUCACAAGCCGACUUCCGUUGCCGACAAACCCAAGCCUCCUCUCAUCCAAAACCUCAAAUCCAUUGCCAAAAUGGUACUUCUCAUGGGCGUCGGGGUGUCUAUCGUUGGAAAGUUCUCACAUUUGCCUGCAAAAGCGGAGUCUCCGGCCGCCGUCACGGGGCAAGGUCUCGAAGAAGCAGAAGCAGAAGAAGAGCGCGGGAAGAUCCACUCUCAAGAUGACCAUCCAUCGCCAUUGUCCAAGCUUCUUGAGUCUAAUAGCGAAACCGUCGACGUCCUAAGGUCGCUUUUGCAACAAAAACUCGAAAAUGGCGAGGACGAGGAGGCUCUCGAAAUCUUGAAGCGGUUGGUUUCUGCGAAGCCGGAAGAUACCGAAUGGAAAUUCUUAAUGGCCAGACUCUUGAACGAAUUAGGUCAGCCGGAAAAUGCACGCAAUGUAUUCGAAGAAAUCCUUGCUCAAAACCCACUAUCCUUCGAGGCGUUGUUCGAGAAUGCAUUGUUGAUGGACCAAUCUGGGAAAGGAGAUUUGGUGAUACGGAGGCUGGAGGAGGCGCUAGCCAUAGCUGAGGAAGAGAAGAAGGUGAAGGAAGCAAGGGACGUGAGAUUGAUAAUUGCACAGAUACAGUUCUUACAGAAGAAUGUGGAAGAGGCAUUGAGGAGCUACGAGGAGUUAACAAAGGAGGACCCUAACGAUUUCAGGCCAUACUUUUGCCGGGGGAUGAUAUAUAGCUUGCUCGACAAGAAUGCCGAAGCUAAAGAGCAGUUUGCUAAGUACAGAGAGCUUUCACCGAAGAAGUAUGAGGUAGAAGGUUACUUGAGGACCCCAUUGUCCAGGAUGAAGUUGUUUGGAUCUAACGAAGAGAAAUGAGUUGGUGGGUGUUUCCAAGUUUUUGGUAAUAAAGAUUUUAGACAGUUUUCCUCUGGAUGAUCGCAGAGGAGUUACAGGUACUCCGUUAAAGUUAUAAUACUCGUGUUCCAAAACUUACAUGAAAACUUGAAACCGAUAUUAUAAUAUCUUUGAAGUUUUCACCAGUGGUGAUAGUAUUAGAGGAAUAAAAGGAGAGCAAACUUCUAGAAAAUCAUAGAAAAGAAUUCCUGAUUUUUACUGAAAUAGAAUGUAAUAGAUGUGUAUUUUUUACAUCAUGGGCUUUUAAUUAGUAGCUUUGAUGAUAAAUGUUCAUAGUUCAAUGUUGUAGAAGAAAAUGUUAUGAUAGGAGAUGAGUAGUAGUUUCAUCUUCUUUUCCUCAUUUGAGGUUCAAUUGUGCACUUCAAAGAACAAUGGAGAUUCCAAUUUUUCUUGAAA
Messenger RNA from Carica papaya (papaya), 1632 nucleotides. RefSeq names its product Protein prenylyltransferase superfamily protein. Lineage: Eukaryota; Viridiplantae; Streptophyta; Magnoliopsida; Brassicales; Caricaceae. The record is from RefSeq and is a predicted model, not a curated record. Gene Ontology annotation, molecular function: protein binding.